UAGAAGUUGGAAGCCUGCACACACACCUCUUGAAUCUUGAAGCAGCCAACAAACCACGAUGAUUCUGAAAUUGGUAAUCCAUUUCAUCAUUUUGGUAAUAUGGUUUAUACAUGUACAGGUAUCUGCACAAGAUUACCUACAAGUAGCAAAGCCUGGCUGUGAUUCGAAGUGUGGAAAUCUUCAAAUUCCCUUUCCGUUUGGAAUGAAUACUUCAGAAUGCUACUUAGGGAAAUGGUUUGAAAUAGAAUGCAGAAACACUUCCACAUAUCAAACACCUUACCUCAAGUCAAUAGGACUGCAAGUCACAUCCAUUGAUGUCCAACAAGGCACGGUUACUAUCAACAAUUCCAUUUACCGUAAUAACUGCGGAACCAGAGAUUCUACGCCGGUGAACCGGUCGCUGGAAGGAAGCCCUUUCGUGUAUUCGCAGGAACACAACAAAUUUGUGGCCGCAGGUUGCAAUAUCAUUGCAAUUUUGCAGAUAAAUGGGUCAGAAGGUAGCGGUUGUGUGUCCAUCUGCGACCAAGACUUCAAGGUGGAUGAUAUUGGGAAAAUGGAGCUUGAAAACAGUGAUUGUAAUGGGAAGUCCUGCUGUCAGAAUUCACUGCCACCGUAUCUUAAGGAAUACAGCACUGAAGUAAAAGGUUUGAAGGAGAAUGAAACGGAUGGUGAGUGUAGUUACGCCAUGGUUGUACAGCAAGUAGGACUGUACUCUUAUUAUACUCGCAAAAGCUACUACUUUCCUGUGAAUGGUGAGAUGAAGGAUGUGGAUGUGGUCCCUGUGGUGCUUGAAUGGGAGAUUCCCAACAAUUUGACGCUUAAACUUCCUCCAGAUAAUCUCUCCUACUGUUCUGACACUAAUGUUACUUCUUCACUCUAUAAACGUUCAGGUCAGAGAUGUUCCUGCAAAUACGGUUACAGUUACGAUUCCAAUCCCUAUGUUGAGGGAGGUUGUUCAGACAAUGACGAUCAUCCGUUCUACCGGAAUUCGCCGAGUAACGUACCAAUAUCUGUCAUAAAAGGAAUUUCUACCAGCUUUGGAUCUAUCAUUUUACUUCUUAUUUUAUGGCGGGUGUUCAAGGUUACAAAGAAAAUCAUAAUGAAGAAAUUCAGAGAAAAAUUCUUCAAAAGAAAUGGAGGAUUGUUGUUACAACAAAAAUUAUCUUCUAGUGAAGUUAAUAUGGAUAAAGUUAAACUCUUCAGCUUAAAAGAAUUGGAGAAGGCCACCGAUAACUUUAAUUCAAACAGAGUACUUGGAAAAGGAGGUCAAGCUACUGUUUACAAAGGCAUGUUGAUAGAUGGAACAAUCGUUGCAGUGAAAAAAUUUAAGGUCCAAGGAAAGAUUGAAGAAUUUAUCAACGAAUUUGUCAUUCUUUCACAAAUUAACCAUAGGAAUGUGGUUAAGUUAUUAGGAAGUUGUUUGGAGACUAAAAUUCCUUUGCUUGUUUAUGAAUUCAUUCCUAAUGGUAAUCUUUUCGAGUUCUUGCAUUUACAAAAUGAGGAUAUGCCAUUGACAUGGAACAUGCGUUUGAGAAUUGCCAUUGAAGUUGCAGGAGCUUUAUUUUACUUGCACUCUGCGGCUUCUCAACCUAUUUAUCAUAAAGACAUCAAGUCAACAAAUAUACUGUUGGAUGAAAAGUAUAGGGCGAAAGUAGCAGACUUUGGUACAUCAAGAAUGAUUUCUAUUGAUGUUACACACCUUACUACAGUAGUUCAAGGAACAUUUGGAUACUUGGAUCCUGAAUUUUUUCAAACUAGUCAAUUCACAGAAAAAAGUGAUGUGUACAGUUUUGGAGUAGUUCUUGUUGAACUUUUAACAGGACAAAAGCCAAUAACCCUCCUAAGUCAAGAGGAAGCUAAAAGUUUAGCUUCGUAUUUCAUCAUGUGUGUAGAGGAAAAUUGUGUGUUUGAUAUUAUUGAUGAAAGAGUGAUGAAGGAAGGGGAGAAAUGUUAUAUCAUGAAAGUUGUCAAUCUUGCAAGUCGAUGUUUAGAACUGAACGGAAAGAGGCGACCAACUAUGAGGGAAAUCACAUUGGAAUUAGAAGCUAUUCGAAAAUUGGAAAAUGAGUCUAAUGCACAAGGGAAUGGUGAGUUUGUUAGAAGUGAAGACUAUAAAUCUUGGGAUGAUAAUUCUAUUAUAUCAGAAAUAAUGUCAACUAUUGAUCAAAGUAGCAGAACAACAAUCUUGAAUGAUGUUCAUAUUGUUACCAUGUGAUAGAUGGUGAGGCAAUUGAAUUCAUGAAGAUCUAUGGAGGAAUUGAAGAUAUUUAACUCUUUGAUUAUGAAGACUAUCAUAUAUAUAAUAUUUGCGGCUCCCAAAUUUUUUUUUAUAGUAGUAUGGAUAGUGUUGUUUGUUAGCUAAAAGAAGGAAUCCCUUACAGAAGGAAUCCCUUACAGCAUGUGUGUGUCAUCAACAACUUGUAAUGAACAUCCAUAAGAACAAAUGUGUCAACAACUUGUGAUCCAUAGUGAAACCUACUCAUUUGUCCUUCUAGGUGUAUGGAGAUGUUUCUUUCCUUGUUAGAGUUUACAGGUUAUACUAGUUAGGGGGUUAUAGUUUGCAUAAAAGAUUUUAGUUUUCUUUUGUUAUAUUUUUUUUAAUGUAGAAUUAUUGUUAUCUUUUAUAAAUAUUUAUUUGUGAAAUUACAACAUGCUUGCCAAGUGCAAAGACAUAAUUUCAA
Vigna angularis (adzuki bean) is the source of this 2681-nucleotide messenger RNA. RefSeq names its product wall-associated receptor kinase-like 8. Gene Ontology annotation, cellular component: plasma membrane. The transcript has 4 exons. The record is from RefSeq and is a predicted model, not a curated record. NCBI's taxonomy places the organism in Eukaryota, Viridiplantae, Streptophyta, Magnoliopsida, Fabales, Fabaceae. Bases 59 to 2215 code for a protein of 718 amino acids. Gene Ontology annotation, biological process: cell surface receptor signaling pathway; protein phosphorylation. Gene Ontology annotation, molecular function: ATP binding; polysaccharide binding; protein serine/threonine kinase activity.